GCCCACGCAGCUCGGGACGCGGGAGGCCCGGGCUGCCGAGUCCCUCCCGCCGCGAGGCGCCGAGGGCUGGGCCGAGCCGGGCGGCCGCGUGGGUGGCCGUGGCGGGCGGCUGUGUGCUGGGGUCGCAGGUGCAUCUCGGGCGGACAUGCUGCUGCUCAAGAAACAGACGGAGGACAUCAGCAGCGUCUAUGAGAUCCGGGAGAAGCUCGGCUCGGGCGCUUUCUCUGAGGUGGUGCUGGCCCAGGAGCGGGGCUCCUCACACCUUGUCGCCCUCAAGUGCAUCCCCAAGAAGGCCCUUCGAGGCAAGGAGGCCCUGGUGGAGAACGAGAUCGCGGUGCUCCGCAGGGUCAGCCACCCCAACAUCGUGGCUCUGGAGGACGUCCACGAGAGCCCUUCCCACCUCUAUCUGGCCAUGGAGCUGGUGACGGGGGGCGAGCUGUUCGAUCGCAUCAUGGAGCGCGGCUCCUACACGGAGAAGGACGCCAGCCACCUGGUGGGCCAGGUCCUUGGUGCCGUCUCCUACCUGCACAGCCUGGGCAUCGUGCACCGAGACCUCAAGCCUGAAAACCUCCUCUAUGCCACGCCCUUCGAGGACUCCAAGAUCAUGGUCUCUGACUUUGGCCUCUCCAAAAUCCAGGCUGGCAACAUGCUAGGCACCGCCUGUGGGACCCCGGGCUAUGUGGCCCCGGAGCUCUUGGAGCAGAAACCCUACGGGAAGGCCGUAGAUGUGUGGGCCCUGGGUGUCAUCUCCUACAUCCUGCUGUGUGGGUACCCCCCCUUCUACGAUGAGAGCGACCCCGAACUCUUCAGCCAGAUCCUGAGGGCCAGCUACGAGUUUGACUCUCCCUUUUGGGAUGACAUCUCAGAAUCAGCCAAAGACUUCAUCCGGCACCUUCUGGAGCGAGAUCCCCAGAAAAGGUUCACCUGCCAGCAGGCCUUACAGCAUCUUUGGAUCUCCGGGGAUACAGCCUUUGACAAGGACAUCCUGGGCUCAGUCAGUGAGCAGAUCCAGAAGAAUUUUGCCCGGACCCACUGGAAGGCUGAGCGCACGGACCCCCAGAUUCCCUUCCAAUGGACCCUUUCAGUCCCCCCCACCUCCCCCUCCCACCCCGGGGCACCUCUGCGGGAGAGCUUGAGCCCUGUGGGUGUGGUGUGGGGCGCUGGGGUGGGCGCUGGUGGGGCGCGUCCACAGACUUCCCUCCCCUGUCGCUGCCACACCCCCUCUAGAAACCAAGAGGCCCGGGGGCUGUCCUUCCAAUGCCGUUCUGUGCUUUGCUGACUGUGGGUGGUCCUGCUUGUGUCGUGGCCCUCCAGCCUCCCUCCGGUCUUCCCCAAAUCAAUAAAGACAGA
Molecule: messenger RNA, 1350 nt
Organism: Balaenoptera acutorostrata (minke whale)
Lineage: Eukaryota; Metazoa; Chordata; Mammalia; Artiodactyla; Balaenopteridae
Gene: PNCK
Product: pregnancy up-regulated nonubiquitous CaM kinase
Exons: 11
Coding region: 146-1279 (377 amino acids)
Biological process (GO): peptidyl-serine phosphorylation
Cellular component (GO): intracellular anatomical structure
Molecular function (GO): calmodulin binding; calcium/calmodulin-dependent protein kinase activity; ATP binding
Source: RefSeq, a predicted model, not a curated record